AUGAAAUUGGUCAGUGGCUUCGGGGUCCGUUUUGUUCGCAAUAGUCGCUUUAUCCACACGCCAAGUCGCCAUGGGCAACUCUUAAUCAGCAGCAUCUUCUGCAAGACACGCAGUAUCGAGAAGCUGGGUUCAGCGAGAACCAGAUUGUAUUCCGAAGGUCCUCUCUUCGGAAAUCACAACAACACAUUUCGAACCACGACCAAGCAGGGCGCCUACGGAUGCACGGAGGUACUUAACCAAGACCUGGUGUCAGACAAUAUGCGGCGGGUGCCGCUUGCGUACGAAGUGGUGUCGGAAAACAGCUCGACGUACUUCCCCAAGCCGCCUGUGAUCAUCUUGCAUGGGCUGUUUGGCAACCGGGCGAACAACCGAACCAUUGCAAGAUUACUGAACGAGCGGUUAGAGCGGGACGUGUACUUGCCAGAUCUACGCAACCACGGGGCGUCUCCGCACAUUGGACGCCACGACUAUCCGUCGAUGGCCGCAGACGUGGAGCAGUUCAUCCAAGAGCGCAACUUUGAGCACGAGCCUAUCAUUGUGGGCCACUCCAUGGGGGCGAAGGUGGCGAUGAGUGUGGUGCUGCGCAAACCCGAGCUGUGCUCUAUGCUGGUGAGCAUCGACAACGCGCCGGUCGCAACGGUGCCCACCAUGUCGUUCCCACGCUACGUCAAGAAGCUCUUGGAGAUCAUCGAGAAUCCCAAGAUCCUGACUUUUGCAGACGCGGAGAAAUCGCUACGCGAAAUAGAGGCGUCUCCCGUGAUCCGCCAGUUUUUGCUCACGAUUUUGCAACGGGUCAAGGACGAAACAGGCGCCUCGCCCUCCGGGUACCGUUUCAAGUCCCGUAUCCCACUCGGGAUCCUGAAUGAUGCGAUCGUCAAGGGCAACAUCGCUAAUUGGGAAUUCAACCCUUGGGUCCACAGGUAUACUUCGCCUGCGCUGUUUAUCCGCGGUACCCGGUCUCACUAUGUGGCAGACGAGCUUCUGCACGACGUCGGACGGUUUUUCCCCCGUUUCGAGGUGGGCGACAUUGAUGCCACCCACUGGGUCAACACCGAAAAGCCCCGCGAAUGCAGUGAUCUGAUUGCCGAUUUUAUCGAGCGUCAUGAGGAACUGUGA
Molecule: messenger RNA, 1116 nt
Organism: Lachancea dasiensis
Lineage: Eukaryota; Fungi; Ascomycota; Saccharomycetes; Saccharomycetales; Saccharomycetaceae
Source: the annotation of a GenBank genome assembly